AUGCCGUCCUUCGUGUCGUCUCUCUUGCUCUUGCUAGGGCUCUACCUGCGCUCUACCAUCGCCUCCAUCUAUCCUGUAGAAAGUAGCGAAUGGAUUCCACCAUAUCAACGCGCUGAGAAGUUGUUUGCUACUGAUCAUGGCCCAAUCUUUGCACGCACGGGAAAUGCCUCUAUCACUCUUGAUAUCAGUGGCGUAAACGUUACGGAGGACAUGGUCGGCUGGCGACUCGUCGUCUUUUUCUAUCACGUAAACACCUAUGAAGACUUUGAAGCUGUAGCUGGAAAGAUUGAGAUUUUGGCCUGUUCAAAAGCCAAGGGAGCAAAAUUUGACGGCAUGUCGAACAUCCAGCGAUCUGUGUUUCCAGUGAAUAAUGAUACUGAGCCGUCAGUGCGCGCCAAUGUGUCGCAUCUCGUCAUUUCGAGCGGCUGGACGGAUACGCAGGUGUUUGUCUGUGCUGAUGAUGACAAAGCUGCAACGGAGACGCUGCAGUUUGCUGGAUCAAUGGAAAUACGCAACCCGUACGGACUAUUGCCAGCUGUACUGUACGGCAUGCUGCCGUUCAGUGGCUUUUUGACUGCUGGAUAUUUAGUCCUGGACGUGUUUUUUACGUUUUUGUUGAUCCGGCAUCGUCGCCAGCUAUUGUCACUGCAUUGGGGCAUUCUACUGGUUCUCAUUAUGGGAACGGCUGCAUCUGCAGUGUGUUUCUAUGCAUUCUAUCGGAUGAAUAAGACGGGAGAACCAGUGUGCUGUCCCUACCCGACGACGUUCUUGAUCUCAGUGAUUCUAGAUACGCUGAUGCGCACGCUGGCUCGUGUUAUCCUGCUAAUUGUGUGUCUUGGCUAUGGUAUUGUUCGAAGCCAUUUCACCCGUGUUGAAGUCAGUGUGAUUGCCUUGUUGUCGCUGGCCUACUUUGGUUCGGGUGUCGCUGACGAGGUGACGCGAGGCACAUCAAGUGGCGCUGACUUUCGUGACAAGCCAACAGCUUGGUCGUUUGUUCAGUUGCUUUGUAACCUUGCGUUCAUUAUGUGGAUCCAGUACUCCAUGGAGCGCAUUCUGCGUGAUCUGCGGGAUCAGAAGCAGUUUGCCAAACUCAGCAUGUACCGUUGGUUGGCCUGGUCGCUCGCCGCUUUCAUCGUGUUCUUCACCGUUCUCACGGUCGUAGCCGUCUGCAGUCGGCUCGGCGUCUUUGAGUGGGAUGUCGAGUGGGAGUGGAUGCAGCUCGUGGCGUGGCCUGUGCUGAAUUUCACUGUUUCAGCUGCCAUGACUCUCAUCUGGAGACCGACCCAAAAUAGCUCGCAGUUUGCGUACUCCACGCAGUUACCGACGAUCGAAAGUCCCGGUAUCGAGAUGACACGCAACACACACGGCUCAUUAUCGGACGAAGACAUCAACCCAGAGAUUGAGUCAGACUCGGAUGAAGAAAAUUCUCGCGCUUCACUUACUGAGAAGAAGCAAAAGAGUUACAGCAAAGAUAGCGACGAUAUGGAAGGAGUUUAG
This is a messenger RNA of Peronospora farinosa, 1497 nucleotides long. Lineage: Eukaryota; Oomycota; Peronosporomycetes; Peronosporales; Peronosporaceae. The record is from the annotation of a GenBank genome assembly.